CACUCACCCCUAAACCACCCCGAAAAUAUCUCCACCAAUGAGAGAGAUCGAAACGAAGAGGCAAGAGGAACGAUUCGAAAAUUGCGCCGUGGACCAAGGGGUAGUGGUAGAACCACGGAGAUAUAGACGUUUUGUACGAUUGGCCCAACGACCUGGCGCGGUUGCCAAGUCCGCUAAAGACUGGUGUCUACGUGGUGGGGGAUGACUCUACGGCGGCGCGCAGUUUGAUUGGUGGAGCGUGCGGAGCCGCCUUUCGAGUCUCAGCGGACCGUCGCGCGGUAAACGCAUCCUCAGUUCGCAUUCGGAAGCCCUGCGAGCUACAUCUCCUUGAGACGGAAAGGAAAGAUCCAAACGGGAGCUUUCAAGUUUCCCCCCUCCAAGGGAGUCGCGCAAAGAAUUUACGAUACGAAACAGUGCCAAGUUUCUCUCGCACGUACUCUAUCGCACCGGUCUAUAUAUAUAUACACACACACAUAUAUAUAUAUAAUAAUCGUCUUUCGUUUUCACGGUGAUUCUUGACACGUGACAACCGUAGCAGCGAAAGAAGCUCAGAAAGCAAAAGAGCGUGGUUGUUCGACGCAAGAAGAGACGCUCGUCGAUCGUUCGAAUCGGUAUCGUGAAUCUGGCUCGCGUUCACGUUGGUCUCCUCGCACGAUCGAGAGAAUCGAACGGGUGUGCUUCCAAUGUAAAUCUACGAGCGUAUAUUAUCGGAGUGACAGUUUUUGUGUUCUCGUCGUUCGUAUAUACUGCGGUUUUUCAUUUUUCACUGGCUUUUCGUACGAAACAACGCGAACCCGUCGUUCUGUUCUGGAAGAGGAACGAAGGCUAGCCACGGCUGGAUUGCGAAAAGAUUACGACUAGGUCCAGUGGUUUUUUUUUUUUUUUCUUUGGUGUGAAAUUGAGAGAACAUGUCGACUGCCGUCAUGAGCACAACAAUGUUCGAGUGUAGCGAGCAUCUUUUCAAGGUGAGUCACACGAAUUUGACGCGGACGAAUACCACAGCUAAUUUCCUAAGAAACUUGUCGUCGAAGAACGCAGCUUCCGCGAAAGCGAAGGAAGCAGCCUCGACGUCUGCGAACGCGUCGAGCAACGGAACAUCCGGUAACAAUGGCGGACACGCGCCCCUUCGUCGAAGCUACACAUCACUGAUGAACACCCUGAUCGAGCAGCACCGCAAACUGGAUCGCAGCGCGAGCGAACCAACGUCCCGCUACAAAACCGAGUUGUGCCGGCCGUUCGAGGAAAGCGGCACCUGCAAAUACGGCGACAAGUGUCAGUUCGCGCACGGUUACAGUGAACUGCGCAAUCUUACCCGCCAUCCGAAAUACAAAACCGAGCUGUGCCGCACCUUCCACACGAUCGGUUUCUGCCCGUACGGGCCCCGUUGCCAUUUCAUUCACAACUUCGAGGAGGCGCGAAUCCACAAUCAGAAGGUCAGCGCGCAACUAGGAUCCACGCAGCCGAACAUCAUGGGUCUGAAUCCGCUGUUGAGCGCCGCUGCAGCAGCCGCAGCGGCUGCGGCCGCCGGUGGUAACAGUUGCAACUCCAACGUCAACCAAACCGUAAAUAGCGUCGCUUUGCUCGAGCAGAUCGCGGCAUCUCCGCAAGUCGCGGCUGCGGCAGCCGCGGCCACACCGAGCCUCAUGAGAACCAACUCGUUGAGCCUCUGCAGCGGCAGCAACACGUACAACCCGCCACCGUUGCUCAGAACGAAUUCCUUGAGCUUGACUACCAGCCAGCAGCACCAUCAUCACCACUCGCAUCACCAUCAUCACCAUCAUCAUCAGACUGGUUCCACAACGGUCAGCUCGGUGAUCGGUGCCACCAGGCCGAAACCGUUGAAUCUGAGCCCGACGUUCUCUCUCGGGAGCACCGGGGAUUCUAUUUCGCCGUCGUCCAGUCUCAGUCAGUCGCCUACCAACUCGAUGGCGAGUUUCUUCAGCGACGACUGCGUCCAACAACCGUCCGUGACGAGUCUACCCACCACGGCGUUCAGCUUCGGUCAGGAUUUCGGUCUGUUGGCGACGAGACAGAGCCCGAGUCCACGGACGAACAGCGUCUGCAGUCCAUUGGGCUCGGACGAGCUAACGCCAAGAACUCCGUCCCCGUUGUCGCCGAACGCCGAGUACAGGCUGCCUGUUUUCAACAGGAUCAGCAGCACUCUCGGCGACUUGAAGAUCUAAAGAGGGAGAUUUUCCUGGGUCCUUCGACUCUUUGGUAUAUCAUCAUUUUUAUUUUCUCUCAACAUUUAUUUCACGAGGAUACACAGGUUGCGUAGAGAAGAUAUAUGGUUCACGAAUGACGUACGUUCGAAGGUAACCGAAAGAGCGUUGGACCCCGAGACUCUAAUUUAUCUAUCGAAAAGACAGGAGAAUGUGGGGGAGAGUGGGCGAGCUCUUCCGCAACGACUCGAGGAGGAAAAGUUUUUUUUUUUUUUAAAUAUUUGAGCUGCAUUUCUCGCGUGUGACGGAUCUUCCUCUCCGUCGUACUCGGCUUCUUAUUUAAGCGUUUCUUUUCUGUUCGUAGGACGCGUUAGACAUAUUAUUCUCUCGUUCUUUAAACGAUCGUCUCUUCCUUUUUAUCAUAAUCGUCAUGAUUAUUAUUAUAUUAUAUUAUAUAUUAUAUUAUUAUUAUUAUUAUUAUCAUCGCUAUAAUUAAUAUUAUUAAUAACGUUGUCAGUAAUAUCACUAUCGAAUACUGAAUAUCGUCAUUACUCUUAAAACUGCAUUAGUAGCGUCAGUUCACUUUCUGACUCCGACCACCAGGGCCGUUUUCUUCUCUUUUUUUCUUUAAUUUAGGUUUACGGUUCAUUUAAUCGAAAGUCGAGAUCGUAAUCAGCCCGGAUGUUCUCGACCCGCUCGUGAGAAUCCUUGGACGAAGGAACGAAACGGAUAAACGAGGUUAGGAGUAAGGUUUAGACAGUCGUUCAAACCGUGUGCGCCAACCAGAGCCAACACGACCGAGGGCGCACGCGCUAUAGAUCUCCCGUUCGCGCCAAGGUUCGAGCGCAUGUGCCGUCGGUUGGCUCGGCUUCUAGGUUUGUACCGAGUCGUUGGACGCGCAGAGAAGGAGACGAGAGAAACGGGAGCCGCUGGAACGAGAGAGACGAGCCCAAGUUUCUUCCGAAUCGUGACUUUCCUCGAGCAAGUUGUUCUUUGAUCUCUCUUGGACUCGGUACGAUGCUUCUUCUCGUUCCUUCGGCUCGGUGGAGGGUGUCCGCGCUCGUCGCGAGUUUCUUUCCUUCGUUCGCGAGGAAGCUCGCAGGGAUCGGGCGUCAAGAUCGAUCCGGGGCAGGUGAAACGUUGCAAUAUUCCAAAACACUUAGGUACGUUACGUUUCUUUUCUUUUAAUUUUUUUCGAAGUCCCUUCGUCCGCGAGGAAGGGAAGGGAAAGUUGCGUCGAGAGUGAAAGGGAGGCGAGAGUAGCGAGCCACGCGCGCAUGCGCGCGACAGAUGAUGACGAGUGGCGGGACAGAGAAAUAGAGAAGGAGAGAGCGUGGCGCGUUCUGUCGGUGCCAGAGAUGGGUAUAAUUUUUUACCUGAAUUUGAACGAUAAAUAACGAUCGCUUAUCUGUUAACCCUUAAUCGCAUGAAUAUUGUUUUAUUUAAAAGAAAUGCGAAGAUAAAACAUUCGUUCGACCUUACGUGGUAGACGAUAAUUGUGACUCUUUUAUCUUUUAAAAUGGAAAUUAUUGGUUCUUUGUACGUUCAGUUAACGCUAAACGAUAAGUGAUCGAACCUGUUGUUUUCACGUGCAGUUCCUGUAACAUUUCUUUGGGGAACUUUACAGGAAACGUUCUUUUUUUUUUUAUCGGGUUCCCUGUUGGACACGUCACGCGAUACAGGGUUAUCAUUUGAAGUUAAUCGUUGCUCAUCUUUGGUCGGGUAUUGGGACGGUGCGACGAAGCGCGCCAACAGAUCAACAAUCAAAUCAUGCUAUGCAAAUUAAGUGGCUUAAGAACUCCGAUUGUCUUCCAAUGUUAGAGCGAGUGAAAGUGUGUUUGUGUGCGUGCGUACCAGGCGCGAGAAGGAAGAUAGCGAUAGCGAUGGCGCUGCGGUGAGAGCACAAGCGCCAUGGCGGCGAGCAAAAGGGGGAUAAUAAGAGAAAGUGGUGCGUUCGCAUGUGUGCCUGUGUGUAGCAUUACGUAUGGGAAAACAGCGUGUCCUCCGAGUGAAUGGAUGUAUGGUUCGUAUAUAGGUACGUUACACAAAAAUUUGCGUUAGGUAUUUUAUAAGGCAGAGGAGUCGCUAGGGCUUCCAACGAUCUAUUCGAAGACGUAACACGUUUUCCUUGACUAACCAACGGAUUUUUCACGCUUCUUUCUUAUUCGUUUCUUUUCUUUUUGGUUUCGAGAAUGACAAUCGUUUUCGAGAUGAUUUUUACGAGGGGAGUCGAAGGUACAAAAAUUUUGCCAUCAGCUUUUUUAGGUUGUUACUCUUUUCAAGAUAUUUUUAGCAGUUUUUGAUUCCAAGAUAUCUCGUGACGUUCAUUUUUCUUUUGCUUCUUUCGAACCGAAGAAAUGCUCGGUGACGUUUAGUUUGUUUUCGACCAUUUUCAUUUUUUGCUGCUAUUUGAUUUUUCUUUUUUUACAAUACGUUUCUUACGUUGUAUCGUUCGAUGCGCGAAAGGAGGGAACUAGCAAGGGGCGGAUGUUGACUUCACCGAUUUUAACGUACGGGAGGACGGUAAUUAUUUUUUACUCCGAAAGUAUCUUGGCGAAUCCUUCAACAGAUAACUGGAAUAGUACGUUUAGGGAUAUAACGAUGUGGCUUCCUCGCAGUGCCUUAAAGCAGGCCUUGAAUUAUGAAAUAAGAGAAUAUACGGUACGGAUGUGUGCGUGACAAAUGUGAGAUCGAGAGGGAGAGAAAGAGGGAGAUAUCAUCAUUAUCGUAGUACAUAUAAAGAUAUACAUUGUUCUCUCCUGUUGAAAAAAAAAAAAUAAAUGUGAUAUGUAACUAUUGCAAUAGAAAUAUAAACUAUUAUUAAAAAAUAUUCUAUUAUAGGGAGCGAAAGGGAGAGAGUGUAUGAGCGUGUGACAGAGAGGGGAAAAAGAGGUAGAGAGUCGAAUCGAGCGAAAGCGAGAGUGAACAAGAGCGAGGCGGCGUUAAUUCGAGAGCGCUUCCGGUCUCGCGGAAGUAACCAUUUUUCGUGCUUGGAGAAAUUCGAAGAGAUGUUUCGAAAAAAUAAGUAGAGCGUGAAAUUUCAAGAUCCAUUCGAGCGAUUAUUCGUUUCGAAAAAGGUUCACUUCCGCCAAGCAUCGCCGCCUCGAUGAGAAUUUUGAAAGAGAAUAAAGAGAGAGAGAACAAAGUAAAACGAAAGUGCCUAAAUGACGUGGUUUCUGAAAAAUCGAAUACAUUUUGUACAUAUGCACACAACACACUCCUUAUGGUAAACAAAAAAAAUGUUUUCGUUUAAUUUAUACUUGAAAGCAAAUGUUAUUAUAGUUUUAGUUUAUUAAUAUUAUUAUAAUAUUAUUAAUAUAAUUAUUUUAUUAUUAAUUAUUAACUAUUAUUUUUAUUAUUAUUAUUAUUAUUAUUAUUAUUACUAUCGUAUUCGCAACGCUGUACGCCUCAGUCGUAUACGAAGUAGAAAGCUUCUUCUACUUCAACGAACAGCACGGCAUCCAUUUAAUAUUGUCUCCAUUAUUAUUUAUCUGGUCAAUCGUUUCUUUUUUUUUCUUAAUAUUUUUUUUUUUUUCGUUUUUGUUUCUUCCUGCUUGUAACGAUGAAAUUAUUUGCGAGUGCUCACAUACACGUGGUCGGUUGCAACGACAAUCGUCGUUCAAAACUCCAAACUAAGGUCAAUUAGUCCCGCGUUUUAUCUAGUAUCGUCGGUACUUUUUGUCCCUCUAUAUGUAUACGCAUAUAGAGCACCGAAAGUAUAUAUAUUAUAUUACGCUAAUUAUUAUUAAUGUUAUUCACUAUUGCUAUUACUAUUACUGCUGCUAUAACUACUACUGCUACUUUAUACUACUACUAUCACUAGCACCCCACCGCUACUACUAUUACUAUUCAUUUAGUGCUAGCCUAGCAUAUUUCCACGGAUCGUUGUCAUUGAUCAUAUUUCUCAUCGUUUAUUAUCGUGAUUCCGUGUCGAGAAACGAAAAGUACCCGUCUACCCCCUCUCAUGCUGGGUUCGUCGCGUUGCGUUUUCCAUCUUUGUACAUCAUCCCCAUUAUUUAACGAACACUAUUUAAUUUUCUUCUCCGCUAUUUCGUAAGCAUUUCCAUUUCUCUCGUGCCUCCGCGCCGUGUUAGAUACGGGCUUCCAUUUUCCUUUUUUGCUCAUCUUUACGACGAACGUAAAUUCCCGUCGUGAUUUGUCUCGACAUGAGCGGGGAAAAUUUUAUUCCACGCAGAUUUCGUAACCGCAGCGUUCGAUGAACUGUGGGAGACAUCGUUGUCUGUCCUUAAAUUAUUUUACUCAUAUUUUUUUUUUUUUUUCUAAUAACUGCUCGCUAUUCGUCGAUGGUUUAUCGAAGAACGGUCAUCGUAGCGACGGGAAUAAUACCUCGGUGAGAGAUUGGCAUAGCCAACGGAGAAACAAAUGUCGUUCGUGCGCGAGGUAGACGCGCAGGCAUCGAAAGCCCUUUGCUAGGUAUGACUGUUUCGAGAAAACGAUAGUACCCCGAUAUUUUAAUUCUGAAAUGAAUUCUUAGACUCACGAUGAUCGGGUUGACGCGUAAUUUAUUUUGACCUUGACAAAAAUGUAAAAUAAAACAUAAUCAUCGCGAAACGUAAACUCGCGCGUCAGCGUAGGUUGGCACGGGUUGCGCGCGCAGAUUAGAAAAUCUCCCGGGAGGGUCAUUCGAAACGAGACGGACCCACAUACCAGUCGCACAAGGCAGGGACAGAAAGACAGACAAAGAUAGAGAAGAGCGCGUUUACCCGGGCGCAGAGAGUGAAAGUCCCAGAGAGUUUCUUCUCGCUUGGUAGAGAAAUAAAAAGAUGCGUGGGCACAGUGGGCAGGGCGUACAGAGGGCGAGGGAGACAGUCUUGGGAUUAAGGUUUACAGGCACAGCAGAAGUACACAGUUAUAUUUUUCAAAGAGAAAACAAAAGCAUUGGAUAGUCUUGAAAGUACAAAUAAUAUAUAUUUAAAAACUUGUUGCCUUCGGUUAAAUUUCUAUCUUCAUAAUAUACAAUAAUUUCGUGUGACAUUGAAUUCACAUACACAUUUCCUUCAGUUUCGAUAUCUGUUUUAAACGUGUUAUCAAUAUUUACCAGUUGCGGUUUUAAAGCCAUAGUAAAACCUACAAUCUUUCCCCGGGUUGUAGCGCCUGAAGCCCAAAGACUUAAUUCGGCCCUGAUGGAAUAUGGAAGGGAAUCGCACGGCGCGCAUUCUCCAAAACGACGCCGCUGGUACGCUUCUCGCCCGUGUCGCGGUUAAAGUGAAACUGGUAAGAGACCGAUCUCUCGACUCGCGACUAAAUCGUACCAACGAACGGGGCACACACCGUUUCGAAAGUGUCUCGCGAUGACUGCCGCACCGGGUCCCUUCGUUAUGCUUGCCGCUCUUACCAUGUUUCUGCAUUCUCGAGUCCCACGGGUCUUUCUUCUCUUCUCCGUUUUCUUUCUCCCCAUCCGACGAAGGGGGAUGAGACGAGUUCGAGGAAGGUUUUCUUGGCUUUCGUGGCUGCGGUGUAUCUAUGGUUUUUCACGAUUGAAAGUUUGAAAUGCUCUCAAGUUUCGUAGAGUUACAACUCUAGCGGACGGAUUAAUUUUUUUCAUAUUUAAAGAGCGUCUUGCCUUAGCAGAAAUUUGCUCGCGAGUGGAGCGCCACAUGGACUCUUGUACACUUUAAUUUCGCUACGGCACGCUUCUUUGGGCUUGUAGAAUAUUUAAUUUUUGUACGUUUAGCGCGAAAAGCAGAGCGAGAUUGCGAGAGAGUUUUAGUUGAUUAGUGCAAUUAAUUUAAUUUCUACAUAUUUAUUCGAAUCAUUUUUUUUUUAGCAGUGUCAGGAAGCAUGCAUGUUUCUCAGUUUUCUCAAUUUUUUUUUUCUGCCAUCGAUCAAAGAAGCGUGCGCGAUUCUUCGCGCGAUCGGCGAAGGAAGCCAACGAAAUGUUUGUCGAACCAUUUCCACGCGUACCCGCGGUUGUCGGGCACGGUUCACACUUCCGCAAAAGAACGUAGUAGCUAAAACUACUAGUAGCUAAAGCUCCCCGAUCGAAAACGCGCGGGGGAUACUCGGUCGCAGCACUGAACGACGCAGAAUUCGUACCCUCGUGUUAUAGACUUGACAACUUAUACAUAUAAAUAUAAUAUUAAUAAUAAAAUAAUAUACUUUACGUUACGUCUCUUUUUUAAUUUAAUAUAUUUAUUUUUUCAAUCAAGUAUUUAUAUAUUUAUACAAUAUUUUAUACAAACGUUCUUCACAGAUACACGCUAUAAUGUAAAAUGGCGCCGUAAUUACGGGACGCCACCGUAACGCGGCAGGUCGAUCUCUUGGCUCUCAGAGGAAACCGAUCAUUCUAGCAACCCUCGCAAACACCAAUCCCCCCCUGAUAAUAUUUUUUUUUUUUUGUAUUUUUCUUCCGUUUCUUCGAGACCAGCCACAACCCGAAUAUCAUUUUCUCUUCCCCUUUACUCGCCCCGCGGAGGACCGAUGGGGCACCAUCGGCGCGCCGCGCGGCGAUUCCCCAUCAAAACGUCAAAAAUAAAAGUGUGUAUACUUAAUUUCUCCUUGUGAUACGCGACCGCGACGGUCGUUCGAGAAAGAUUUUUUGCGCGGGAGAUCAUGCUCGACGAAAAUAAGAGAGAGAAAGAGAGUGCGCGUGUACGCGCGCGCGCCCCCGCGUUUGUGUGUUUUGUAUGCGUGUGUGAGUGACAGUAGCGAUACGUACUAAGAGAAUGAAAAAUGCGAAGUCGCGAUUUGGGAGCCAAUUGAUAGGUUGACGGAAGUCGUUCGAACUCGGACACGCACUCGUCGUUCGGAAGUUUUUCUCGAGACGCGACCACGUUGCCUCGUAGCGUACUAUUCGUGUCGGUAAUUACGAAAAUGGUAGAAAGGUAGUUUCCCAAUGGUACCUAAGGGAAAGCGUUGGUCAAUCUGGACAAAUUUAUUACUUAUUUGCAUUCGAUGUCUAUAAAAUAUGAAAAAUGUACGACUUCGAUCACCCGGGUAAUCGUGGGCACGUGAUUGCUUUCCAUUAGUGCUCGAGUGAUGCUUUUACGCUCGAUAGAAAAUAUCGCAACAUUGUUCAAAUCUAAGCUCGUGCUUACCCGUGCCUUGUAUUCGACGCGAGCGUUUCUCGAGCACUAGAGGAAAUCGUUACUUUGACAAGAACGAAUUAAUUUGCACAGAGGCAGUGGUCGCGAGCGCGAUCGAACUUUUCGGUUCUAUAUUCGUUUUCCUUCCGGUCGACGAUUUAUAUUUUAGGACUACUUUUAACGGUGACUCUUUGAACCGUCGGUCCGGAAAGGAAAGCGUCAGAGUUUAUCGAAAAUUUUACGAGCGACCGGGCGCGCGAAUUGUUCUUUUAUUUUGUUGGUGGAAUAAACGAGGGCAGAGGCUCGAACGAUUUCGGUCCAAUCCACAAUGGGACCACAACGGUGAUAAAUGGAUACAGAGUUUCGUGAAUCUGAGGAAUGGCGAGCCUCGAUGAAAAAAGAAAAAAACGACAUGCGCGCCGUGAAAGAGCGGCGGAUUUGGUUCGAUCGCUGGCGAGAGCAGAAUUUUAUUUAAAAUUUUCACAGGAAUUUUUCUUUUGUCGAUGAGAGAGAAAAAAUUGUCAAAGUUUUUGGUUCGAUUCUGUUUGUUUUUAGCCGCGCGGGGCGAAUGCUGUUCUCGUUGCGAGCCGAACGAAUCUCCUCCCUUCGCGGCGACUUUCAUUUACCGAAGGAACACACAUACACGCAAGUCUCAUGUACCACGAAUGAAAAAAUUAUAGUUUGAUAAGUAUUGCCAACAAUACACUAUAUAUUUAUAAUACAUUUUAUUAUUACAAAAUAA
Hylaeus volcanicus is the source of this 9950-nucleotide messenger RNA. It is a transcript of the gene Tis11, whose product is annotated as protein TIS11. The transcript has 3 exons. Bases 909 to 2183 code for a protein of 424 amino acids. Lineage: Eukaryota; Metazoa; Arthropoda; Insecta; Hymenoptera; Colletidae. The record is from RefSeq and is a predicted model, not a curated record. Gene Ontology annotation, molecular function: metal ion binding; mRNA binding.